Messenger RNA from Mytilus californianus (California mussel), 3568 nucleotides. RefSeq lists its product as uncharacterized. NCBI's taxonomy places the organism in Eukaryota, Metazoa, Mollusca, Bivalvia, Mytilida, Mytilidae. The coding region runs from base 255 to 1634 and encodes 459 amino acids. The transcript is spliced from 14 exons. The record is from RefSeq and is a predicted model, not a curated record.
UGUUACGGAUCCAGUUAAUGUAACAAACAACAAAGUUCAUAAACUCGUCUGAGAGACACAUGUACAAACUCAUCAGAAGUUAAAAGUUAAUGCCGCAAAUACAAAAAGUUCUGCAGACUGUCUUUAUUAUCUGUAGCUGUGUACCUGUUUUAAGUAAAGUUUAACAUCUCAACUUCUUCUAUUGACAUGGUCCCGAAAAGAAAACUGUUGUUUUGAAGAAAGGGGUCAAAAAUGCAUUUAAACCAUUAGAUUCCAUGAAGACAGACACCAUGUCUACAAUGCAGUGGAAGAAACAGUGGAUUGUUGCUAUUGGUAUUGUAGUAACUGUGUUCUUGAUCUACUUGUUUGUUUCUGUAGGCUCAUCCAACAAUAAAUUCACAACAGAAUGGCCACAGGAAACAGAAAAGGAACAUAAUCAACAGUAUCGUUUCUGGCCCAAUUUCAGGGUAGAUACUCAACAUAAUGAGAAAUGGCUUAAAUCCACAUGUCUCAAGUCUGAAGAUGAUUUAUCUCUAGAUGGAAUUCUGGAAAUUCAGAAAAAAUGGAGUAAAAGUCAAGAUUCUGAAUGCAGGAGAGUGUACACAAUGUUUACAUCAAUAUUUACCAUAACAUCCCAUCCUGCAAGGGUAGUAAUUCCAGACACAUUUGCUGUUAAAGUUAGAAAAUGGCUGGGUAACAAAGAAGAAUUGUUUCAGGCUGUUAAAAAACAAACAGUAAUGUUUAUCUACAAUGAAUAUACUAGAGAACAGAAUGUAUAUAAUCCACUGAGAGAGAAGAGACCAAUGGGUGUUCCACCUAGACCUGAAAGGGAAUAUGUAGAAGAACUGGUACAGAAAACUGAACCAUCCUGUGACUUCUGUAAAUACAAAUUGAAUACAGCAGAAGACACAUUUGGUCGGGUAGAAUCAGAACAUUCCUUCACGGCAGCUAACACCUUCAAACUAGACUCCUGGCAUACAUUGAUUCUUACAAAGAAACAUCAUCCACUAAACUGGACCUAUACAGAGUAUAGAGAUCUGAUGACCACGGCACAAAAAUGGUUAGAUAAAGCAUAUCAACAAAAUUCACGGUACAAAUAUCCCAUGUUUGUGUGGGACCUACUACCACAUGCAGGUGCUAGUCAAAUUCACCCACAUGUACAUGGAUUUUUAGAUGCAGAUAGAUAUCAAGGUGCUGUAGAGAAUUGGAGAGUAGGAGCAGAUGAGUACAAUGAAGAUUUUCCAACUCAGAAUUAUUUCUCUGAUCUUGUGUCGGUACACAUGUCCUUAGGAUUAGCAGUACAGUAUGGAGACGCAGUAGCUAUAGCUAGUAUUUUACCAAAAAAAGACAAUGAAGUUAUAGUAUUAGGCCAAAAGCCAUCAGAAGAUUUUUUCAAAUUACAAUAUUUUGUUUAUAGAGCUUUCAUAGAAGAUAUGAAAAAGUUAUGUUAUAGUUCAGGCUUUGCUUUACCCAGUUUGGAUGAGGCAGCUGGGGAAGGAAAAAUUCCAGCAUAUGUAAGAGCCAUAACCAGGGGUGCAGUAGAGGAAAUAAGAUCUGAUAUAAGUUCAUUAGAAUUAUUUACUUCACAAAAUGCCAACACAGAUCCAUAUAAAGUCAUCAAGUUCAUAAAAGAAUCCAUAAAGAAAAGGUCAUGAUAGUGAAAGUACAUUACAAAUCUGUGAUUUAUCAAGUUUAUGUGUAUGUGAGUUAAUAUUUUGUGAAAGUGUGUAUUUAAAAAACGUAUGUGUGCUGAUCUUUUUUAUAAUAAAUAUUAAAUUAUUUAUAUGUGGGAGUGCAAUUUCAAAAGAUAUGUUAAAGAGAACUAUUUACAUAUUAUUGUCAUUGGAUAUUGUACAUUGUUUUGCUUGGACCAUAUUGGACCGAUUGGUAUUUCAACUUGGGGCUUUCAGAGUACUUCAAAUAAUUAACCAGAUAGGAAAUCCGACUAAAUUAUGAUUUAGAAGUAAAGUAUUGUAACAUGUUACACAAAAUAUAUGUACUCAAGUGUGCUAAUUAAUUCCAAAACAAAAAUGGUGUAACUGUUACAGGAAUGUGAAUUUUUAUAACUUAAAGAAAAUGAUAAAAAAAUCAAUAGAAAAAAGAAAGAGAAAUAUUCAUCUGACUGCCAGCAAAUAUUAUAUUUCAAGUAAUUUAAAUGAAAUGAAGGAAUUUGCUUUACUUUACCAAUAUAUUAGACGGAUAUUUUCAACAGUCUAAAAUUUUUAAUAUGCUAAUUAUAGAAUCUGUCAAUGUCACUUGUGUUUGUAAAUAGCUUUUAUUUCAAAGGGGAGACUUUUUUUUAGUUUUAGGGAAAAAAGGAGGCUGUAUAGUAAUAAGACAUGGUAUUGAAUGUAGUCAAUUCUUAUAUAAGGGUAAUUUGAAUGAUAUAUGUAUAAAUAGAUAUUUAUUUAAUUUAUGAUUGAAUUAUGAAUAAUCGAUUUUGCACAAGAUCAUUCUUAAAUAAUGAUCCAUCAUCAUCUAAGGUGUAAAUAUUAGAGAUUUUAUGAAAUGAAAUACACAUGUAUAGAUAUUUUUUUAAUAUCUCAAGAGUCAUGGCAGUGUUUUACCAGUGCUCUAAAAAUUGUUCUUCUCUGUUGUUGUUGAUUGGAUGUAUAAACGAACAAUUUUUAAUGGCAGUUAAAGGUUAUGUAUGUUUCAUUGUAUUUUUUUUCUUCAUCAGAUCAUUUCUUAAUUAUCCAUCUCAUUGUCAACUGUUGUUUUUUUAUAUAUCAAAAUAUGACGGGUACACAUGUAAGUAUGCAGUUUUUAAAUUGAUACAAUAAACAAAAUCUGUUUUUUUGGUAAAAAAAUAGUUGUUACCUUAAGUUUAGAUAAUUUGAAUUUCUUGAAAAUGAAUAGAUUUUCUGCAUCAAUAUUUGCCAACUUCAGUAAAAUGUGGACCAAUCUCCUAUAGUCUUUAGUGAUCUGAGAUGGUUGACUACUCCCCUAUGGAUGAUUGCUUUUCACAUGUUUAACUUUCUUAGAUAUUUUGUAGUUCCUCUGUUUUUUUCUUAGGAUAUUCAUUGCCAAUUUUUCCCAGCAGCCUCUAUUGUUUUACAUUUUUUAACAGCUUUCAUCUCAAAUAAACUUCUGAUAAUUAUUUUUAAUUUGUUUAUAUCUUAUAUAGUCUUCAUUCAGUUAAACAUUUAUUCCUACUCAUGCAUUCCUUAUGAAAAAUCUAGAUUCCAGAGACAUAUUUGAUUUCCUUAUAAAAGUUGAAUGUUUGUAUCUCAAAAAGAGACACAUUGACUUGUUUCAAUUUUUCAAUGAUUUUGAGGUUAAAUGCGCUAUCCAUUUAUAAAAGAAUGUCAUUUAAGAAAAUGUUGUUAUUGUGAAUUUUAUUGAACUUUCUGAAAUGAAAAAUACAAAAUUAUGAUUGACCUCUGCAAAACCAUACUAUUUUUAGUUGUUAUUUGUUUUUGAUACUGUUAUUGUCCUCAACAUUUACCUACAGAGAAAUUAUGUAAUUAUACGUCUUAACCCAUUGUACUAUUUUUCCUUAUUCUACAAUUCCUGAUUUCAAUUCUAUGCAAUCAAGCUUUAUUUAUUAAUUGUGUAAAAUUUUAUUAAAUGAUUAUUUAUAUUCUUA